Molecule: messenger RNA, 1598 nt
Organism: Pelobates fuscus (common spadefoot toad)
Lineage: Eukaryota; Metazoa; Chordata; Amphibia; Anura; Pelobatidae
Product: 3-galactosyl-N-acetylglucosaminide 4-alpha-L-fucosyltransferase FUT3-like
Exons: 2
Coding region: 1-1416 (471 amino acids)
Cellular component (GO): membrane
Molecular function (GO): alpha-(1->3)-fucosyltransferase activity
Source: RefSeq, a predicted model, not a curated record
AUGCCUCCCACUAUAGUCCCCACAGCAACAUGGGCACUCAAAGAAAGUCCACAUGACCCCCCUCAAAGUCCACAGAUCCCAUGCCCCCUGCACCUCCCCAGUACCACCAAAGUUCUGCAAGGAUCAGACAGAUGCCUUCGCAUGUUUCGCCUAACAGCGGCCACAUCUGGGGAAAGAAGGCCGCACCACCUCACAGCCACCAGUCCGGAGGCCAGCACCAUCUUGUCCCGCCGGGCUCACAACAGUGGGAACAUUCCUCUCCACGUCAUUGGAGAUGAAAUGCGGUCAGCCGAGGCCAAUGUAUGUGACCUUUUUUUCUUCAAGCUCUUGCCAUACUCUCGCAGAAAAUCAAAGAAACGCAGAUUACUCUGCAUCUUUUUUUUAAUACUCCUUGUUCUCCUUGUGAUUAUUUCUAUCUGGUUCUGCAUAUUUGUCUCAACCAUCGACAUCCCAAAAGAGGUUGCAUGCAGCAGACAUGCAGAACUACAACCUUACUUCAAAGGAAGAGGGGACAUUAAGCCACUUCUCAUCCUUGUCUGGACAUGGCCGUUCGGAGAGCGCUUUCCUUUGGACACUUGCCUGUCAGAGUUUGGUGUCCCUGGGUGCAACCUGACAAUAGAUAGAAAUGUCUCUGACCACGCUGAUGCUAUAAUCAUUCAUCAUUAUGAUAUAAUGCAAAGUAGAGAUUUACUGCCCAAGGGUCCAAGACCUCAUUACCAACUAUGGGUUUGGUUCAACUUUGAAUCUCCUAUUAUCAUAAAGAACCUUGAUAUGGUAGACAAUCUUAUAAACUUGACAAUGACCUAUAGACAGGACUCUGACAUCUUCAUUCCCUAUGGUUUUCUGAAGCAAAUGAAAAUACCUCAAACCUUUACCAUUCGCACCAAGACCAAGCUUGUGGCAUGGUUAGUUAGUAUGGGGUACUCCGGUAACCGUAGGACUAAGUACUAUGAAGAACUUAGGAAAUACAUCCAAAUUGAUGUCUACGGAAAGGAACACAAACCACUUAAUUGGGAAGAUUUUUCAAGCACCCUCGAACAGUAUAAAUUUUACUUAGCAUUUGAAAACUGUGGACACAAGGACUACAUUACAGAGAAGUUAUGGCGUAAUGCAUUUGGCAAUAUGAUGGUUCCUGUGGUUCUUGGAGCUACCCGGGAAAAUUAUGAACGCUUUAUACCUUCAGACUCUUUCAUUCACGUGGAUGAUUUUUCCAGCCCUAAAGAUUUGUCAGAAUUUUUGCUAGUCCUUGAUAAAGACGAUGUGAAGUACAAGCAAUACUUCAACUGGAGAUCACGUUACACUGUGGAAAGAAACAUAGGUUGGGAUACUCACUUCUGCAAAGCUUGUUCUGCUUUACAUCAGGUCAAUGGCUACCAGACUAUACCAAGCAUAAAGAAAUGGUUCCUAAACAAGUGACUAGUACUCUUCAUGCUCACACCGGUUUAAUAACGUAUUAUAAACUCUCCUCCUGUGUUAAUGUCUUCAUACUAGAAAUGUACAAAGUAUAAGACAGUUUAAUUUAUAGAUUUUUUUUAAUAGAAAGGUAGACCAGGUUCUCCAAAAUGUAUACCUCAGUCCAAGGACUCAACAGUCUAACU